Molecule: messenger RNA, 594 nt
Organism: Peronospora matthiolae
Lineage: Eukaryota; Oomycota; Peronosporomycetes; Peronosporales; Peronosporaceae
Source: the annotation of a GenBank genome assembly
AUGCCUGCCGUUUGUUCAUCGGAUGGCUAUCUGAUGAACGUCUUGGAGCGUCCAAAAGUGUGUGGAUGUACUACGAGUGAGUGCGAUGGCCUCACUUUUGGUACGGUCGUUAUUACGAUUGCACAAGAUCACAGUGUAGAAGGCCACUACACUGUGGAACCAGCUUCCGGCACCUGUGUAGAGGCACAGGCUGCGCCGGAGGUUCACCACUCGAAGAGAUCGAGUGGACUGGAACACGGAUGCGCACCAAGAAGGGUGCAUCCGAGAAGAGAUAUGAGUGUUGUUCAGGAUGGACAACACGUUGAAGCGAGAUCGACUAUCAGGGAGUCGAUCGUAGAGCAAGCCCGCUCGUCUGAAAGAGAGUGGAUUGAAGAGGACGUGACCGUGAUAGUACCCAUAACGGAAGCCCCAGCGUUCCUGAGAGAAAGCACCGAUACAGCGAAUGUCUUGGUGAAUGACGGAUCAAGUGUAGGCGCUUGUACACUUGAUCUGGUUACGCCCCCGAAGUCAGCUUCGGAGGUAGUCAAGUUGCCAACGCUAGAAUCUAAAAGGUUCUUGCGAGAUCUGCGUGAUGACAAGAUCAAGCAGAUCUGA